AAACACCUAUAUACGAAUCAGUGCGAAUCGUGUUUUUGUUGUAGCAUGCUCGGAAUUUGAUACAUGGUACGACGCGUCCGUAACUCGGCAUUGUGUUUUAAAAUCUGGAAACAACUUGAAGGAAUUUUUUUUAGAUAGGAAUUAAUUCGAGCGAUACCUGGUAUUCUCUAUUAAACGUAGAUAUUAAAAUUAUGAAUAAUUCCGACGAGCAAAGCGAAACAACUAGAAGAAACCAGGAUUUCUUUGGCGAAACAAGUAUAGGAUCAGGAAAUUCAGAAGAAACUGAAUAUGUGGAUAUUCACGAGAUUCACGUAGUAAAAGCAAUAGAGAAAAAACUAAACACCAACCAUUUCAUAGUGCUUAAUUAUAAUCUCAUAGCUCUACCGGAUAAAUUCGGUCUAUUAGGAGAAUAUCGUUCGCUCAAUGUUUCUUUUUUGAACGAUCAAGGAUCGAAAGAAAAUUUGCAUUUCUACGUAAAAUAUUUUCCCCAACAAGAGUCAACCGCUACUUUUGCUGAAAAGAUUGGCGCUUUAAAAAAAGAAAUAUUCGUAUAUAAUUUAUUGGAGGAAUUUUCCGAAAAAGGCGUAAGCGUUUCCGUGGUUCCAAACUGUUAUGUAGUAGCGCCCAGAAAAUAUUUAAUACUAGACGAUUUAUCAAACGAAGGUUAUAAAGUGGUUGAUAAACACACAUUUUUGGAAUACGAUUCAGUAUUAGUAGUUUUAGGAACGUUAGCGAAACUACACGCGAGCACUUUUAUUUUCGAAGAUAAAAUCGGAAAACAAUUAUUAGAUUUAUAUUACAAUGAUUUGGAAGAAUCUUUUUUCAACAAUAAAAAAGAUUUUGCGAAUUCGAAAGGAAUCGAAUCUUGCGUAAAAUGUAUUAUAGAGGAAAUUGAUCUGUUCGGGUUUCCGAAAAAACUCUUUUCGGGAAAAUAUUUUUCCGAAGUUGCGGAAAAGAUGUGCUAUAAAAUUUACGAUAUGGUAAAGCCAUCGAAAAGAUUCAAAAAUGUCGUUAAUCACGGAGAUAUGUGGGCAACUAACAUACUAUUCAAAUACGACAAAAAAACGGAAAAGCCGAUAUGUUGUAAAUUGGUAAAUUUCGAAUGUGCGAGGUACUCACCACCGGCUUUAGACGUUUUGGCUUUUCUCUAUCUAACUACCUCGAGAGAUUUUAGAAAAAAGUAUAUGUACGAAGUCGUCGGUAUGUACUACAGUUACCUAGAAAAGAAUCUCAAACAAGCCGGUUUGAAAAUUGAAGACGUUUUACCUUUUACGGAUUUCAUGGAGAGUUGCGAAGAACUAAAAUUAUUUGCCAUCAUACAAGCAGCCUUUUAUUUUCCUUUAAUUUUAAUCGAUAGUAAUGAAAUUGAUAUGUAUUUUUCCGAUUUGGAAAUGAACAAAAAUGUACUCUUCGAUAACAGAAUACAUUUGGUAUUAGGACGUAAAGAUAAAGAUGAUUUUUAUAAAAGGCGACUAAUCGAAUCUAUAGCAGAUUUAAAAGACGUUUGCGAAUUGGCGAUGUAAAAAUAUUUUUUAUUGUAUUCAUAUGAAAUAUCUCGGUAAAUAUUUGUUUUGUACAUGAUGUCUUUAUACAAACUGACGUGCUAAUCGAACAAUAAUAUAAGGUGUCCAGAAAGGGUAAUCGAGUAUUUGUAAGUUCAAAUAAACAAAAAAUAUUUAUAAGCGAUAAAAACUUUUAUUGUUUUUUGAUACAAUACGAAUUGGAAAAUUACUUGGAAAAGAUGAUGAUGUUAUCCAAAUGAUGACCGUUACGCGUUGCUGGCACUCUUCUAUAAACGGGAACGAAGAUUGGCGUCAACACGUAGACACAAAGCUCUUGACAUUGCUGCAAUUUCUGACCUGAUGUUUUCCUUCAAUCUGAUCAUUUUGAUAAACCUUACUUUUAAGGUAUCCCCAUACAAAAUAGUCAAGCUAAUGGCUAAGGUCGGGGCUUCUGGGAGGCUAGUUAAUGUUACCCCUUCGCGAAAUGACUUUAUUAGGGAAUAAUUCAUUCAAAACUUUCAUCGAGGUAUGGCAAGUGGCCCCAUCUCGCUGGAACCGCGUUCUUGAGUUGAAACCUGCAACUCUGGGACCGAAAAAUUUCGCAACAUAUCGCAGUAGCGGUCACUAUUCGCAUUGAUUCCUCGGCCUCGUUGAUCUUCAUGAAAAUAAUUCCUUUAGCGGACAUAGCGGCCCAAACAACGACCUUUGGGCCGUGCAGGGGUCGUUCAUGCUUUCGUCUCAGAUUCUCGACUGCCCACUACCGACAAUUCUGUCUGCGGACGCCACGAACCCCUUUCGUCGCUCCCUUUCGAAUGUGGCGCGAAAACAAAUACCCGAUACUCUUUUUGGACACCUUGUAUUAGCAUCAUUCGUUAAAUUUUGAAAUAAAUAUUUCGUAAUAUU
Molecule: messenger RNA, 2405 nt
Organism: Diorhabda carinulata
Lineage: Eukaryota; Metazoa; Arthropoda; Insecta; Coleoptera; Chrysomelidae
Exons: 3
Coding region: 192-1523 (443 amino acids)
Source: RefSeq, a predicted model, not a curated record